Molecule: messenger RNA, 942 nt
Organism: Necator americanus (New World hookworm)
Lineage: Eukaryota; Metazoa; Nematoda; Chromadorea; Rhabditida; Ancylostomatidae
Exons: 5
Coding region: 1-942 (313 amino acids)
Source: RefSeq, a predicted model, not a curated record
AUGAGUUCCACAAUAAGUGUCGAUAGUCACAAGUUUCUCCUUCGAAAUGUUGAUCAUGAUGAGAAAUCUGGACCGGAACAACAAAAAAUUGUACGGACCCAUGUGAAAAAGAAAGUGAAAUCAUCAAACAUGGUUUCCGUUGAGAAUGAACUACUCUUCAAGUUGGUCGUUCGAAAUUUCAAGGAAUUCAACGCAAAACCACCUCCAGGAAAGAAGCAUGGAAAAUCGUGUCGGCAACGUCUUCUAGAAGAAUGGGCCGAACAGGUCACCGGUUUGGGAAUAAGCACACGUUCACCGGAGCAAAUUCAGGAAAAAGUGCGAAAAGCAAUAGAAAGAUGUCGCAGAGCUAUAGCAGUAGAAAAUGAAAAUCCCUGCGGUCUAGUUGGAGAACAUUCUUUGCCACUUGUCGAACUUCCAUACUAUCUGAAACCUCUUAAACAAGCGUUAUUAACUGGAGUAGAGGAAUGCGGUUUGCCAUGUGAAUCGAACGAAGAGGAUAACGAACCGCAUUUCGAAAAUAUGGACAUGGCAAAAGCCAUGCAAUCUCCCAACAACUCAAUUUUCACUGUAGCAUCAAUAUUUAACACUCCUGGAACUUCAAAUUCAUAUGAUGCGCCUUCAUCAACAAGUACACAUGCAAAUUCUGUGAAGAAUACAUCAGCUUCCGAGGAAGUUCACGUUUCUACCAUUUCGCCAUUCCUUGCCGGCCCGUCUUCGGCUUCCCCGGUGCUUAAGAGAAGCACCAGUGAAAUGGAGGCUGAUGCUGAAGCCGAAAUGAGAUUGUCGUUAAUGGAAGCGGAAAGGAAAGCAGCUGAGAUGAAAAAAGCGUACUAUGCCAAAAAGAUUGAAUUAGUGGAUGCACAACUAGAGCUAACUAUUCUCCAAAUCCAACAACAACAACAGCGGAAUAGCAAAUCCAGUGAUGCCAAUAAUCCUACAUAG